AUGACACAGGCAGAAGAGAGUGAAAAUAUUUUCGGUGUUUCACAUAGAAUAAUUACCAAGGUAAUACCAGACAACUUGGUACUCAGCAUUAAUGGUACUGGGGAUGUACAUAACUCUUAUGAAAAGCAGUACACACCAUCAGAGAUUUGCUAUGCUUUCAAGACUUCAACAAAAGACCAGAUUGUCAGUCCUUUGGAUGUAGUGAAGUUACUUGAAUCUGACUUUAAUGAAACCAGAACUGAUGAAGUGUAUAUGUCUCAGGAAGAUUUCCGGUUCAUGAAGAUUAUUGAGAAUGGUAUUCACAAGGGAGAUGAUGGGCUUUAUACAAUGCCACUCCCGUUUAAACAUGAUAAACCUAAAUUGCCAGACAACAAGAUUAUGGCAGAGAAUCGCUUGCAGUACCUUCGGCGUCGAUUUAAGAGUGAUCCUAAGUACUUAAAUGACUAUAAAGUGUUCAUGCAGAGCAUCAUUUCAGCGGGCGAUGCAGAAUUAGUUGAGAAACAAGAAGAAGAAGUUGGACAUGUCUGGUACAUACCUCACCAUGGAGUCUACCACCUCAAAAAACCUGGUAAAAUACGUGUUGUAUUUGACUGUAGUGCCAGAUACAAAGGAACAAGCCUAAAUGACCAUUUAUUGCAAGGUCCAGACCAAAUAAAUUUUCUUGUUGGUGUUCUUUGUCGCUUCCGGAAGGAGAAGAUUGCUAUCAUGUGUGAUAUCGAGAGAAUGUUCCAUAGAUUCAGAGUAGCAGAGCAGGAUAGAGAUUUUCUUCGAUUUCUUUGGUGGAAGAAUGACGAUAUAGAUUCUGACCCAGUUGUAUACAAGAUGAGAGUACAUCUCUUUGGUGCAGUGUCUUCACCGGUGUGUGCGAAUUAUGGUCUUAAACGUAUAGCUAAAGAUAAUCAACAGUAUGGUAGUGAUGUAGUCUACUUCGUUAACAGGAAUUUUUAUGUAGAUGAUGGCCUGCAAAGUGUUGAAUCAGUGUCUAAAGCUGUUAAACUCAUUCAAGAUGUUCAUGAUCUUUGUGCAGAAGGGAAUCUUCGUCUGCACAAAUUUGUUUCCAAUAGCAGGGAUACUAUGGAAUCGAUACCUAUCUCAGAGCAAGCACAAAGCAUCAAGGACUUAGAUCUUUCUUCCAGUGACCUACCAGUAGAAAGAGCCCUCGGUGUUGAAUGGUGUGGAGAAUCAGAUUCCUUUCAGUUCAGACCAGCCAUUAGAAAUCAUUCCCCUACACGUCGUGGUAUCCUGUCAACUGUGGCUUCGAUAUUUGAUCCACUUGGAUUUCUUGCACCACUUGUCUUGUGUGGUAAAUGUAUUUUACAGGAGAUGUGCAAGAAGGGUAUGGAAUGGGAUGAACCCCUACCAGAUAAUCUUAGUACAAAAUGGGAAUCAUGGCUUUCUGAAAUUCCUAAGUUGGCUGAUCUCAAAAUCAGGAGAUGCUACAAACCAGAAUGUUUUGAAGACUUGAAGAAAGUUGAGCUGCACCAUUUUUCAGAUGCUAGUCUUACAGGAUAUGGACAAUGUUCCUAUCUGAGAUUAGUUGAUGUUCAUAGUAACAUACAUUGCUCCCUUGUCUUAGGAAAAGCAAGAGUCACUCCUCUGAAACCAGUGACUGUUCCCAGGUUGGAACUUCAAGCUGCAGUUACUUCCAUUAAAGUCAGCAACUUCCUAAACAAAGAAUUAGACUAUGAAAACAUAGACAAUUUCUACUGGACAGACUCAAAGGUAGUACUUGGUUAUAUUGGAAAUGAUGCACGUCGCUUCCAUAUAUAUGUGGCGAAUCACAUAGAGAAUUAA
This is a messenger RNA of Saccoglossus kowalevskii, 1794 nucleotides long. RefSeq lists its product as uncharacterized. The record is from RefSeq and is a predicted model, not a curated record. Lineage: Eukaryota; Metazoa; Hemichordata; Enteropneusta; Harrimaniidae.